AUUGGGGUAAAGAAGGCAAUUAUAUAGCGCUGGUCGCCAGGAAAAUGAAGAUCUACUUGGUGGAAUUUGACACUGUUAUAUGAGCAAGGCACCUUGAGCUUUUAAGGCUCAAAUUCUUGAUCAACGUCGUUCUUCAACAAGAUUGACAUUGAAGCUCGUCGACAAACUUUCGACUGUGCGAAAUGAGUGCCGCAAUCCACCCGCUCGCUCCUCUGAGCGCGAGCGAAAUCGUCACCGGUUCUAAGCUCAUCAAGGAACUGUACCCGGCCGAAACCGAUAUCCACUUCAAAGCUAUUACCCUUGCAGAGCCUGCAAAGCAAGAAGCUAUACCUUUCCUAAACGCUGAACAUAACGGAAAGCCACUUCCUACAAUCCAUAGAAGAGCCUUCGUAUGCUACUAUAUUCGGAAUACAAAUAAGCUCCAUGAAGCUGUAGCGAAUCUCUCGCUGAAAAGGGUCGAGAGCAAUGUGCGAUUGGGCCCUAAUGUCCACAGUUCGGCGGACGGGGAGGAAAUUAUCGCGGUCGAGAAAGUUGCGUUAGCCGAUGAAGGCGUCAAGGCUGAGAUUCGCAAACUUCACCUUCCCGCGGGCACUGUGGUCAUUUGUGAUCCUUGGAUUUAUGGUUCAAACGGCAUCGAUGACGAUAAUCGAAUGUAUCAGUGCUUUCUUUAUAUGCGAGACCCGUUUAACUCUUCGGAGGCAGACUCCAAUCAUUAUGCUUUGCCCCUUGCAAUUUCUCCGGUCGUUGAUACCGUGACAAUGCGCGUUAGCAGGAUAGACCAUCUACCAACGGGGGCUGAUAACACUGUCAAACCGACAGUGCCUUAUAAGUUGAAGCCUGCAAACGAGUAUAUUCCAGAGGCUCAGGUGCUCCGUACUGAUCUCAAGCCUCUAAAUGUCGUCCAACCGGAUGGCGCAAGUUUCAAAGUGUCUAAACAAGAGACCAGCUCAGUCAUCGAUUGGCAGAAAUGGAGAUUUCGCGUUGGUUUUAACCAGAGGGAGGGGAUGGUUCUGUAUGAUGUACGCUACGAUGAUCGCAGUCUAUUCUACCGUUUGUCUCUCUCCGACAUGAACAUUCCAUACGCGGAUCCACGAACUCCCUUCAAUAGAAAAGCAGCAUUUGACCUCGGCGACGCCGGAGCUGGCAUCAUGGCGAACAAUCUCAAAUUAGGGUGUGACUGUCUCGGCUCAAUUUAUUAUCUGAAUGCAGUGCUUUCUGAUGAUAAAGGUGGGACUAUCAAUAUGGACAAUGUCGUAUGCAUUCAUGAACAAGACGCCGGCAUUGGUUGGAAGCACACCAACUACAGAACUGGACGAGCAGUCGUUGUUCGAAACAGAGAGCUUGUGCUACAGAGUAUCAUCACUGUUGCAAAUUACGAGUAUAUCCUGGCAUUUAUAUUCAACCAAGCGGGAGAAAUUACAUAUGAGGUUCGGGCUACUGGAAUUCUCAGCACGCAGCCCCUAGAUGACGGCGUCGAGGUGCCGUGGGGCACUGUGGUGCACCCAGGUGUCUUGGCCGCUCAUCACCAGCAUAUUUUCUCCCUUCGCCUAGACCCAGCCCUGGACGGAUAUGAUAAUAGACUGGUGUAUGAUGAAGCUCACGCCAUGGCCCCGUCUGAUUUCAAUCCGCUUUCCGUGGGAUACUACACGAAAGAGACCGUCGUCGAGAAGUCUGGUGGAUACGACGUAGACGUGGAUAAGAACCAGAUCUUCAAGAUUCAAAACGCAGCUGUAAAAAAUCCAGUAAACGGCAAGCCAGUUGCUUAUAAGAUCAUGGCUCCACCAUUCCAGAAGAUGCUAGCUCUGAAAGAAAGCUUCCACUACAAGCGAGCAGAAUUCGCGGACCGUUCUAUAUACGUCACACAAUACCGCGAUGGCGAGCUAUACGCUGGAGGCAAAUAUACCAAUCAGUCCCGCGGUGGUGCUGGUGUACGGGCCUGGGCCGACCGAAAGGACAACGUCAAGGACACCGAUAUUGUUGUCUUCGUCCAAUUUGGGAUCAAUCAUAUUCCAAGGAUUGAGGACUUUCCAGUCAUGCCUUGCGAAAUCUUAAAGGUGCACUUGAAGCCAGUGAACUUUUUCACUAAGAACCCGGCUCUAGACGUACCGCCCUCUGUUCAGUCAUUUAAUAAAUCCGACCUACUCUCAGAGGCACAUCACCAAGCGACCUCUACUCUCAAGGUCGACGAAGAUUCGUCAUGUUGCUCAAGCAAACUCUAGAUUUUAUGUUUUCCUCUCUAUAUGGUAUUGUUUUGGUAUUGAAUUCAGCAUUUUACUUUCAUUCUUUUGUUCUACAUCAAG
Xylona heveae TC161 is the source of this 2300-nucleotide messenger RNA. RefSeq lists its product as hypothetical. Gene Ontology annotation, biological process: amine metabolic process. The transcript has 6 exons. The coding region runs from base 183 to 2219 and encodes 678 amino acids. Gene Ontology annotation, molecular function: quinone binding; copper ion binding; primary methylamine oxidase activity. NCBI's taxonomy places the organism in Eukaryota, Fungi, Ascomycota, Xylonomycetes, Xylonales, Xylonaceae. The record is from RefSeq and is a predicted model, not a curated record.